CAAUAAAGCUGAAAUUUUUUGUUUUUCAUUGUAUUAUUGUUGUAAUUGAUUUAACUCGAGUUAAUAUUGUUAUUAUUCUCACUCUCUUUCUUUAAGUGAAAUUUAUAUUAAUUGAAAUUGAAUUGUGCUACAUCUUUACUCUGUGCUUGGUGGUUUAAAAACAAAAAGAUAAUUAGAAAAAAAGUAAAUAUAAAAAUGGAAGGAGAUAAUGUUCAAGUUGAUGAUAACUGUUCUCAAAUUGAGAAAGCUUUUGAACGGAUGAAAGUUGGAACCAGAAGAGUUAAAAAAAGUUAUCAACCUAACCAGCAUCAACAAGAAGAACAAAACCUCAGAUUUUCCUUGGAUUCCCCUGUUUCUCCCCCUUCAUCAGCAGCCUCCUCUUUGUCUUCGUCCUCCUCAACUUCUCCUUCAUCUUGCUAUUCCAUGGGCAAAUACAGAGAUUUAACAAUUCGUGAAGGCCAAUCAACUGAUAGUUACCACCAUCAACAUAAUCGUCAUCACCAUCACCAAAUUGAUAGCAAUCAUCACCUUAACCAAUCUAGUGAUCAAAACACCAAAUAUGAAGAUGGAUUGCCAGUUGAGCCUGAUGUUUCCGUCGAAGAAUUGGCCGCAUACUUGGAUGUUCAACUGUAUAUUCCUCGAAAAAUGUCUUACAUGGCCGAGUUAAUGUACACAUAAUAACAAUGAAUGUAUUUGCAAGCUGGUACGACGAGGAGGAAUGUACAAAAGAGAUUAAUAAUAGAUGGAAGAGAAAAAUUGUCAAAAAAAAUCAAAAUAUGUUAAGUGUGAUAAAUGUGAAUUGAACUGAUGAAGAUAAUGAGAGGAGUGACUGUGGUUCAGUUAGCAAAACACUUAACGAUAGCAAUGAGUGAAAGUUGAAAUGAAAGCAACACAUACUUAUACUGGGUGUCGUAAUGAACCAUUUACACUUUUGAGUUCGUUAAGAUAAAAAUCUCAAACUCGCACCAUUCAACAGAAAAUUUCCAAGUUUAGUUUGAUCAACCUUUGAAAAUCUCUAAACUCAGGCCAAUUUUCGGUAAGGUGACAAAGUCGAAAAGUGGGACAAAAAAGCUCAAUUGUAAGCUAAAGAUGGGUUGAUGAAAAAUUGCAUAAAACAUCGAAAUUCAAAGGUUGAACAAAAUUUGGAAAUUAUCUCUAUUGAAUGUUGCUAGUUUGAAAUUUUCAUCUUAACGAACUUGAAGAGUGGAAAUGGUUCAUUUUGACACCAACUAUAAUAUUAUUAUUAACAAUAACUAAAUAUAUAUAUAUUUUUUGUUUUUGGC
This is a messenger RNA of Tetranychus urticae (two-spotted spider mite), 1283 nucleotides long. RefSeq lists its product as uncharacterized. The record is from RefSeq and is a predicted model, not a curated record. NCBI's taxonomy places the organism in Eukaryota, Metazoa, Arthropoda, Arachnida, Trombidiformes, Tetranychidae.